Echinococcus granulosus is the source of this 5661-nucleotide messenger RNA. RefSeq lists its product as hypothetical. Lineage: Eukaryota; Metazoa; Platyhelminthes; Cestoda; Cyclophyllidea; Taeniidae. The transcript has 26 exons. Bases 1 to 5661 code for a protein of 1886 amino acids. The record is from RefSeq and is a predicted model, not a curated record.
AUGUUCCCUAACACGCGACGUGCUUCACUGCCUAGUAACCCAGCCGCAGAAGCAGCGACUCGCCGGGAAUGUCGAACUUUCGAACCCCAGCAAUGGCGUCGAUCGGUAUGCAAAAAUUGCUUUCGAUCUGAGCCUGAACACGUUGCUGCUGCCAACGUUGCUACUCCAACUGCUGUUUCUGUGACAACCACUUCAGUGCCUACUUUGGAGUCAACUCCAGUAGCGAUAAAUGCCUGGCCAGUGACACCUGUGCUAAGUAGAAAAUCAACUUCUGUUGGGUCUAUGGAUGCACCACAGUUGAGGGUGGGCGGACAACCACAGGCGCCAGGGCGAAGAAAUGGACAGAAUUCACAGAGAUCGGCUGAAGACUUGCACAGAGGACCUCCUACGGGUCAUAGAAGCACCCCUGCUCCCAUUCAGGCACCCCCACCCCAGACAAUGGUUCCAGAGCGGAGUGCCCAAGUGGGUACCAGUGGAAUCUUCUCGUCCGCCUCGAGUAUCGACGCGAGAUAUGUAGAGGAGUUAGAAAAUGAUUUUUUCGACUUGGAGGACAAAUACGAUGCUUUGGCACGGGAGCGCAAUGACAUCUCAAUGGAGUUAGAGGCAAAAGUGAGGAGCAUUGAGGAGCUGCAGACUUCACUGGAACAGUACAAGGAGAAGGUCAGCACGUUGGAAAGAAGGUGUACCCACUUGGAGGAAGAAAUCAAGAGUUACAGAGAAAGGCUGCGAUUGCCAGAAAGCGACCAAGGUGGAGUAGCAGGUGGCACUGCUGAUAUGAAGACUGGUUUAAGUACUGCGCUGGAGGGCAGUGAAUGCAAUGACGAUUUGAAGUCGCGACUAAAUCAGGUGGAACAGCUGUGUCAGGAUGUGAUGGAAGAGAAUGAGGCCUUGAAGGAAGAAAUAGAGGAGAUGCAGCGAGAGAUUGAGGAGAUGCAUGAUCAUUUUCAGGAGGAGGACAGGGACAGCAUGCGGGAGAUGCAACGUGACCUUGAGGCAGCCAAUAAGACGUGUAGAAUUCUUCAGUUUAAGCUACGCAAAGCGGAGCGUCGUUUUGAGCAGGUGGAGGCUGAGAGAGCCAAUUUGGAAGAGCGACUUUCGCGACUAGAGUCUCAACUCUACAGCGAGACUGAUAUCGGUCACAUUCGGACACUUGAGGAGGAAUUGCGCGUUGCUAAGGAGGUGACAGUUCGUCUUAACAACGAAUUAGACAUUUUGGAGGAGAAGCGCCAGUUCUACGAAGAUGAAAAUCACCAGUUAAAGAAUGAAUUGCAAAUAUGUCAGAAUCGACGAAUCGCCUCUGAGAAUGAGGUGGAUCGACUGCGUCUGGAGCUUGACAAGUUGAAAUAUGAGAGCCGAUUCGCUGAACGUGGUCCUCUACAAAUUACCGACAAAAAGGCCGGUCGUCAUUCCACAACAGCUGCUGCUGCACCUCCCAACACUACAUUCUCUACGGAGCAAAGCGAACUCAUUCGUGCUCUUCAAACCACCAAGGAACGUGAGGCCGACCUCUCUGAACAGCUUCGAUUUGCAGAGGAAGAGCUUCGCAAAAUGAAUCGCAGGAUGGCGGAGGCACAGGCAGACAAUAAUUCCUUGACGAGGCAGCUCGAGCGCCUUAGUAUGCAGCAGGUACGUGGUGAAAGUCCCAGAGCUACGGCAUCUCAGGUUAAGAAAGAACUAGCUGCAACUCAGCAAGAAGUUAAGCGAACCGAAGUUGAUGAGAACGCCGAAAAGUUGAAAGCGGUACAAGAGGAGCUGGAAAUGUAUAAAGAAACCAAUAAGAUGGCGACAAAACGAAUAAACCAAUUAGCGAAUGAGUUUCUCACUCUCAAGGUUAACUAUCGUGAAGUUGAUUGGCUAGCCAAAUACAAUGAUGCUGUGGAGUCGCAGAAGGAUGCUGAGAAUCAGAUUAACACACUGAAACGAAGGCUUGCAGACGCGAGUGGUGAUUUGCCCAGUUCCGUGGUGGCUCGAAUUGAAUCAAGGCGACCUUCCUUGAAAUCGUCCGAUUCUCGGGCUGCUAUGUCGAAGGAGUGGUUGUUACAAAAGUUGGAUAACUACGAUAAGGAGAUGGCUGAUCUAGAGACAGAGAUGUCAGUGCUACGAAACACGGCAAACAGUCUGAAAUUGCAGUCACAAAGAAUGGGUGAUGAACUUACCGAAUUCAAGGCUGAAGCUGAUCAACGAGAAAGAGAAUUUAGGGAGCAUAUUGAGCACUUGGAGAAGAAGGAUUUCGUCAUUAGUAGCCUCCUAGAACUUAUGGUUCAGAGGACCGGCCUUCUACAGGAACAGCUUGAAAGGUCUAAAUCGACUGAAUCGGAAAAAUCAUCCAAUGGAGCUGAAGAUGAGCUAAAAAAUCUUCAACAGCUUUUGGAAAAGGAGCAUGAAAAGGCAAGGAUUUUGGAGACUCAGUUGAAAUCUGGUGCUUCGAGCAUUCCUCGUCCGAUGUUGAGUGAAAAUGAACGGGCAAGAUUGAAGGAAAUCGAAGUUUUAAAGGGUCAGCUGGAGGAGAAGGAGGAGCAGAUAGAGGAUCACGAGAGCCAAAUUCGUGAAUUGCGGGGCCGUCUAGAAAGAGCCAAAAAGAUGAAUGAGGCAAUGAAGACGCUGAUUGACAAGGACCCCACGGACGCAUCCCGAGCCUCCUCCAACACUGCGUUGGGUGGUGCCACUUCACCUCCGGUUCCAAUGGAGACUAAACAGACGGCUCUGGAGAUAUCGAGCUAUCGACGAGAGAUUGACUCAAUGCGAAAGGAGAUAGCGAUCCUUCAACAAAAGGUGGUGCAGAUUGAAAAGGUUCGGGAGAAACUGCUGCUUGAGAACAAAGACCUCCAAGAGGAAUUGAAGCUUCGAGAGGAUUCCCUUUUUGAUCAAGACGACGAAUUGGAGAAACGGAAUGCCGAUCUGGCCAAGGCAAAACGCGCACUUGAGUUGAUGCAAGUAGAGCUAAACGAGGCUCGUAAGGGAUUGGCUGCUGCGAGAGCACAGGAGGGAAUGAGCAUGAAAAUCAGUUCAACAUUGGCUGAAAACGAACGCUUGAAAUCGGAGCUCAGACGUCUAGAGGAUGAACUAAGAACCUCCAACUCAAACCUAGAAAAGGCCCAAGCAGCUGAGUUAGAAGCCUCAGAAAAGUGCAAACAGCUAGCACAAGAGUUAAAGAACAAAGAAGCCCUCGUUUGCGAAAAGGAUGACCUUCUAAGCGAGGUCAAGAAGGAUUCGCAGCGGCUUGAUGAAGAAUUGAAUGCGGCUCGUCAGACUAGCACCGAGGCACAGACGAAGAUCAAGAAACUUGAGGCCACUAUAGCUGAACUUCAGAAAAAGUUUCAACAGGGAGAGGGUAUGGGAGGAUGGAGACCCGACUCCUCCCCCGACAGCGGCAUCGGUCGUGAUGGGAGCCGGGACAGUAGACGCAUGGAAAUGGACCGUCUUCGUCGAGAAUGCACUGCCCUACGCCAGGAGAGAGAUGAAAUUGCCAAGGAGGCGCGUCGUGAUAGGCAGAUGUUUGAAAAACGCCUUCAGGAGGCCUGCAACCGCCUGAAUUCGUCAAUGGACACAUCUGCUGGUGUAGUGGGUGGCUCCGGUGUUAGCGGCGACCUCUAUUCUCGAGCUGUUGCUGAGACGCAGGUCAACAAAAAGUUUAAUCUGUUUAAUGAACUUGUUGCCAAGCAAAGUAGCAUCAUUUCUCAGCUAAAAAUUAAGAACGAAAUAAUUCAGAAUAAGGUGCUGGAGUAUCAACGGAAGUAUGCUAACCUGAAGGAGCAAUACGAAGCGGAGCAAGAGGCCUGGCUGUCGGAACGCGUGGUCCUCGAGUCUAAGGCAAAGGAGCAGGAGGAGAGGAAGAAUACAAUAGCAAGCACGAGGAAGUCACUGCAAGAGACCAGCGUUCGGUUGGCAGAGGCUGAAAUCACCUUUGAAAAGGAAAGGCAACGGUUUGAGCAUGAAAUGGCCAGACUGGAGUCUGAAAAAUCUGAAAUUAAGGUACAGUUAACUCAGCUGAAGGAGCAACAGAAGCUGCCGAAAGUGUUGCAACGCUUUAGCGCCUCACCAGCCCGCACCGGUCACAUCAGUAUGAUGAAUACCGGCGCCUCCACCAACGCCGCCAACGCGGAAACUGCACGACGUCUUGACUCCGCUGAAAGGACCAUAGCCCGUCUAAAGUCCGAGCUUCAGCACCGUCUUGAAGCUCAGUCUCAAGCCACCAUUGCUGCAAUUCACGAGGCGGAGGCUGCGAGGGCAGCUGCCGAAUGUCAAAUGGAAUGCUUGAACGAGCAGUUGUUGCAGUUGAAUCUGUACCGCGAGCAGGCGGAGUUGUUCCGAGAGCGGCUGAUCGAAUCGGAACAGGGAGCAGAUCGGGAAUACAAAAUUUGGUCGGAGGAGAGGGAGGAUUUGCUCUGUCGAAUUGAAGAUUCACGAAUUUCCAUCGAACAGUGGUGUAUUCGCCUUGCCAACAGAGAUGGGGUGGAAGGCAUGAAGUCGGAGGAGAUUAUCAACGAUAUCGUCGCCGAAAUGGAGCGUUGGCGCACCUGUCGACAGCACAUGCCCGUAUUCCGAAGGACUUUAUCCACUGAUGAGCAGUGCCAACGAUCACACACCUCCGAUACGCAGUCAAUGAUGGGUGAUAGUAUGAUCAGCACUCCUGUCACCCAGCCCAAGGCUCCGCUCUCCGCGGGACAUCGAUCCACCUCAGUGGAGUGGUUCAACAAAUCCUGCAACGGAUUUAGAGGCAGCACAGUGAGCUUGGCGGCUGGAAUUAGUUCCUCGUUGGCUAGAAGUGUCACUCCCUCAUUGAUCCGCUGCGGUCGCUCUGUUUCACCCGAUGUCAGUAUUCGAAAGAUCACUAAUUAUCCGGAUCCAACACCAGGCUUUCUUGUUCGCUCUCGCCAGUCCUCUGUCGACAACCUUGGCAGUGUUGGCGACCUCACUCAGAGGCCUUUCACUUCUCCUGGCAAACCUCCCUUGCGUCAACCGAUCUCUCCCGCUCGACGCAAAUUCUUUGAAGACAAUGUGACCCCAGAUUCAGGCAGUCUGAUUUCAAAAACGGAAUCAUUUACCUUCCCUCUAUCAUCCUCUGUUUCCUCCAAUGUAAUAAUUAAACAUCCUGCUGAACUUCGCCAUUCUUCCGUUACCACUACGACUACCAGCAACACCAAUACCAACACUGUCACUCCGAUUGCCGUUGUGACUGUCGAAUCUGCCGAGGAAAAGACCUCCUCUUCCCCAAAAACGUCUUCCACACCCUCUGUUCUUUCUCGAAUAUCCUCCAAGCUGUCCGGUUCCAAAACAGACGUUUCCCGACGCAAUUCACCACCGAAGGAGAAGCGAUAUUCACCUCCUAAGACACCAUCAUCGACGACUUCAUCUUCCAAAUCUCCGAAACAGAAGAAGAAGUCACCAGCUCGAACUUCUCCAUUGCCAGCGACACCCACGGUGCCAUCAGCAUCAACGUCGAAAGCAGCGCCGGAUUCAUCUACUACGCCUAAACGACGGGGAUCAGAGAUGAUUCAGUCCAUUGCCUCGAAACUGCACUCCGCAGCAGAAUCGUCGGCAAAACCUUCCCCUUCCAGCCUGUCAUCGGCUUUCUUGAAAACCGGUCGAUCGGGAAGCCUCACCUCCACGUCGAUAUCUCCCUCGAUUAUGGCGUUAAGGCAGAAGUUUGGUGGCAAAUAA